CCUCAGAAGCAUCUUCUUGAAACCCAUCUCAAUUCUCUCCUCUUGACAACAUGUGUUGCAACUACUACGGCAACUCCUGUGGCUAUGGCUCCGGCUGUGGCUGUGGCUAUGGCUCUGGCUCUGGCUGUGGCUGUGGCUAUGGAACUGGCUAUGGCUGUGGGUAUGGCUGUGGGUUUGGCUCCCAUUAUGGCUGUGGUUAUGGAACUGGCUAUGGCUGUGGAUAUGGCUCUGGCUCUGGCUACUGUGGCUACCGGCCAUUUUGCUUUAGAAGAUGCUAUUCUUCCUGCUAAAACAUCACUGUCGGAGGACCAUUUGCUUCUAAAAUGACACGUCUGAAGAUAAUGCUGAUUCAAGGAUUCGUACUCCAAGAUUUCUAUAUCCAAGAAUUACAUGCUUGACAGAAUCUUCGACCUC
This is a messenger RNA of Homo sapiens (human), 414 nucleotides long. RefSeq names its product keratin associated protein 21-1 (gene KRTAP21-1). Bases 51 to 290 code for a protein of 79 amino acids. The record is from RefSeq and is marked validated. Lineage: Eukaryota; Metazoa; Chordata; Mammalia; Primates; Hominidae. The transcript has a single exon.